GAGGGGAGGGGUAAUUGACCGUUAGUUGGCGGCAACGGUGUCCGCCCUGCCUUUUGCCUCUGUGUGGAUAACAAAGUUCCAGAACUGUCUUUUUUUUUAUUUAUUUUAAUUAACGUUAAGAGUAAAAAUAAUCAAAAUAUAAUAAAAUCUGUGUGUGUUUGAUAUCUUAUUCAUCCAUUAAAUAAAAAAAAAUGGCUGGCGCUUUCAAUGUUGGAUUGAACUUAGUUAAUGGUAGUAGCAAUAGCCGUUUCCCCUCUUUUCGUAACCCUAAUUUCAUCGCACCUUUUCCGGUGCCGGGAACAUCACCCCUUGUUCUUUUUCUUCUGUUGAAUAAUAAUAAUAAUAAGAAGAAGAGAUUAGGUGAUUGCUGUUGCGCCGCCGGUAGUAGUAGUAAACCAAGUAGUUCUGAUGAUAAGGAUUUGCUGUUGUUGAUGGGCGGUGGCAUCGAACAAGAAGAACGGCCCACAUUUGAUAUAAAUCGUGCCGUAAUUCUGGCCGGUUUUGCAUUUGAAGCCUAUACUACUCCCACUGAAAGUAUUGGAAAGAGUGAAGUGGAUGCUGCUGGUUGUCAGACCACAAUUCUUUCACAGUCAUUUCUCCGUGAGAUUUAUGAUGGACAGCUGUUUGUUAAGCUUAAAAAGGGUUAUGCUUUCCCUGCCAUGGAUCCUUGGGGAACGAGUGAUCCUUAUGUCGUGCUGCAAUUGGAUUGUCAGAUCGUGAAAAGCAACGUUAAAUGGGGGACAAAAGAACCUACUUGGAAUGAGGAACUCACCUUGUACAUCAAACAUCCACCAACCCAUACUCUUCAGAUUGCUGCUUGGGAUGCAAAUCUUGUGACCCCCCAUAAACGUAUGGGUAAUUCCAGUGUCAGUUUGGACUCCUUUUGUGAUGGUAAAUUACAUGAGGUGCUAAUUGAAUUGGAGGGGAUGGGAGGUGGUGGAAAAGUGCAGCUAGAGGUUGAGUACAAGAGCUUUGAGACAAUUGAGGAAGAAAAAAAUUGGUGGAGAAUACCCUUUGUAGCAGAAUUUCUUCGAAACAAUGGUUUUGAAUCUACUUUGAGAAAAGUUAUUGGAUCCGAACCUGUACAAGCCCGUCAGUUUGUCGAGUAUGCCUUUGGGCAGUUAAAGUUGAUAAAUGAUGCAUAUAUACAGAAAGGUGACUCUUCAAAUGGUGACAAAUAUGAUAAAGAAGAUUUCAGAAUCUCCGAAGAUACUAACUCUCAAUGGGACAUGGUACAGACAGACAUAGAUCAAGAAGAUUCUCUAGAAUCUCAAAGCGACAAAAAAGAUGCAAGCUCCCAAUCUGACAAAGUUUUUUGGAAGAAUUUUGGUGAUACCAUUAGUCAGAAUAUUGUUAAGAAACUUGGUCUCCCUGCUCCUGAAAAUAUUAAGUGGGAAGGAUUUGAUAUAUUAAGCACGAUAGGACGUCAAUCACAAACCAUUGCAGAAGCAGGUUAUAUAGAAUCUGGGCUUGCAACUCCAUACGGUCAGGAUGAUGAGACGACUGAUACUCCAACAACUACAAGCACCAUUCAAUCGACACUUCCUGAUAUUAAGAAAGUCACACAAGAUUUGUUGAGACAAACAGAUUCUAUUUUGGGUGCUUUAAUGGUUUUAAAUGCUACAGUUACAGAGUUGGCCAAAGAUGGUGGUCUUUUAGUAAAGACUGAUACCAAAGAAGAUGUUAACAAAGAGAAUGUUUCUGAAAGUUUUAGUAGCAAAAAAGUAUUGGAUGAAAAAGAAGCCGAGGAGAUGAGAGCCCUGUUUUCAACAGCUGAGAGUGCAAUGGAGGCUUGGGCAAUGUUAGCCACUUCACUGGGCCAUCCAAGUUUUAUCAAAUCAGAGUUUGAGAAGAUAUGUUUCUUGGAUAACCCAGUCACCGAUACACAGGUGGCAAUCUGGCGUGAUUCAGCUCGGAAACGAUUAGUUGUUGCCUUCAGGGGAACAGAACAAGUUAGAUGGAAGGACUUGAGAACUGAUCUAAUGAUGGUUCCAGCUGGGCUAAACCCAGAAAGAAUAGGUGGUGAUUUUAAAGAAGAGGUUCAGGUUCACUCAGGAUUUUUAAGUGCAUAUGACUCGGUCAGAACGAGGAUCUUCUCUCUCAUCAAAGCAGCUACUCGGUAUCAAGAUGAAGAUGCUGUUGAGUUAUCCAAAUGGCACGUUUAUGUCACUGGCCAUAGUUUAGGUGGUGCGCUGGCAACCUUGCUUGCUCUUGAACUAUCCUCGAGUCAAUUGGCAACGCGUGGGAUCAUCUCUGUAACUAUGUAUAACUUUGGCUCUCCAAGAGUUGGAAACAAAAAAUUUGCUGAAGUGUAUAACGAGAAAGUUAAAGACAGCUGGAGAGUUGUAAACCACAGAGAUAUUAUUCCAUCUGUGCCUCGUUUGAUGGGUUAUUGCCAUGUCGCCCAGCCUAUAUAUUUAGCAGCUGGAGAUUUAGAAAAUGCAUUGGAUAACUUAGAGGUCUUGGGAGAUGGUUAUGAAGGUGAUGUUAUUGGAGAAUCCACCCCUGAUGCCCUUGUCACUGAAUUUAUGAAAGGUGAGAGGGAACUGAUUGAGAAAAUCUUAAACACGGAAAUAAAUAUUUUCCGCUCAAUCAGAGAUGGGACUGCCCUUAUGCAGCAUAUGGAGGACUUCUACUACGUAUCUUUACUGGAGCAUGUCAGAUCAAACUACCGAACUGUUAGGAAAACGAAACCUGUCGAUGGAGGUAGCUCAGCAGUUCAAGAAGUGUAAUAAACAUAUAGAUAUCUGAACUUUACUCCGAAGUUCACUCUUUAAAUUGGUAAAUAUGAUAUAAUAUUCAUUAAUAGUCAUCACAGUACAUGAGGAAUCCUUGUAAAUAAUAUAGGUCAUGACUUCAACUUAUUGGCAGCUUUCAUUCAAGAAACUGAGAUAUAUGUGUUA
Molecule: messenger RNA, 2903 nt
Organism: Erigeron canadensis
Lineage: Eukaryota; Viridiplantae; Streptophyta; Magnoliopsida; Asterales; Asteraceae
Exons: 18
Coding region: 192-2732 (846 amino acids)
Biological process (GO): lipid metabolic process
Source: RefSeq, a predicted model, not a curated record